Molecule: messenger RNA, 1141 nt
Organism: Zea mays
Lineage: Eukaryota; Viridiplantae; Streptophyta; Magnoliopsida; Poales; Poaceae
Product: chalcone isomerase
Biological process (GO): fatty acid metabolic process
Cellular component (GO): chloroplast stroma
Molecular function (GO): intramolecular lyase activity; fatty acid binding
Source: RefSeq, marked validated
AGCACGGGUCACCUCGCCGGGAUCCCACCUCGCCAGUGCCGCCUCGCCGCUCUCCCACAUCGUGUCCUCCGCCCCUUCGCACGGACGCACACGCACCUCACCUCUCACAAUUCCACACCUCACCUCUCCGCUUCGCUUCUUGUCGCUGCGGCGCGCGGCCAUGGUCUCCCUCCGCUUCCCUACCGCUGCCAUCCCCCGCCUCCCGCCAUCCCAGGCCCCCAACGGCGUCGCCAUCGCUGCCACGGUCGCCGCUGCAGCCGCGGCCGCAGCUGCAGUAGCGGCCAGCUUGACCCUCACGGGCAAGUCCACUGGCCGGCCAGUCCCGCACCCUGCCCCUCUCUGGGCCUCCCUCUCCCUGGCCGACGCGGCGGCCCCCAGCUCCGUCGAACCCCGGACCGGCGCGACAUUCCCCACCGAGGCCGCCGUUGGGCGCCGCCUACUCGGCAUAGGCCUCCGGAAGACCAGCGUCCUCGGGCUCAAGUCCAUCGACGUCUACGCAUUCGGCGUGUAUGCGGAUGACAACGAUUUGAAACAGCAGCUGAAGGAGAAGUACUCGAAGUUCUCGGUCUCGGAACUGAAGGGAAACGGUGAGCUGAUCAACGAUGCGCUAGAGCGUGACAUACCGAUGACGGUCAGGCUGCAGAUUGUUUAUGGGAGGCUGAGUAUUCGCUCGGUUCGCAGCGCAUUUGAGAAGAGUGUGGGAAGUAGGCUUCAGAAGUUCGGUGGACAAGACACCAAAGAGUUGCUUCAGAGCUUUGUUGCGGUUUUCAAGGAUGAAUACAAAUUACCAAAGGGGUCUGUGAUUGAGCUUUCGAGAGAAUCUAACCAUGUCCUUAAAAUUUGCAUUGAAGGCGAGGAAGUGGGGAGCAUUCAGAGCAAGCUCUUGUGCAAGUCUCUCUUAGAUCUCUAUAUCGGAGAUGACCCCUUUGACGAAAAUGCGAAAGACGACAUCCAUGAAAAUAUAGCUAGCAUUCUUAAAAGUUAAAUGGGAUGCUUAAGGAAGGUUACAUGGAACUGGGAGAUUUUUCAGGGAAGAUAUUUUUAAUUCCAGCAAUACCUCGACUGUGCCUAGUAAGUAGCGCACAAGUUUUUUUCAGUAGCGCGUGAGGAAAAGGAUAGAUCCUUCCAAGUACAGCCUUUU